This is a messenger RNA of Letharia columbiana, 1539 nucleotides long. RefSeq lists its product as uncharacterized. The record is from RefSeq and is a predicted model, not a curated record. Bases 1 to 1539 code for a protein of 512 amino acids. The transcript has 2 exons. Lineage: Eukaryota; Fungi; Ascomycota; Lecanoromycetes; Lecanorales; Parmeliaceae.
AUGACAUCCUUUAUCGUUGUGUUUUUUGCUUUCGCUCUUGUGCUUCCACUGUAUGCUGUGCCGGUCACGCGAACGUCGUCAACAGACACGCUCAUAUAUGAUGCUGUGGUGGUGGGAACCGACGAAGUUGUCGAAUUGAUGCCAGCUCUCACUGGCUUACCGAGUCCAAUUUUCAUUCUAACGAAUGUAGACAUCGGUACGUGUGCUUCAGGGGAGAUAUGCGUCGCAGAAGCCUUCACGGAUAGUGCUAGCCAUGUAGCAUCAUCCGUGGUUGCUGAGUUUCGCGUGUUGCCCGCUUCGAUCGUUACCGCACUGGAGGACAUUGUUGAGGCUAUAGAUGCAGGGAUUGAGGCAGGGCGAGACUAUUGGGAGUGUGUCAGCUUCGGAGGGUUCGUCUGGUCGAUCAGCUGUGUCAAACAGACACCAUCUACGCAGAACGCUUCGCCAGACGUGGUAUCAAACCCUUCAAUGUCUGCGACAACCUCUGUCAAUUCUUCUGGUACAGGGGCUAGGAUAUCAGCGAGUAACAGCUCUGAGGGCAACAGUCCUCCAGCAAACACACACAAUACUGCUCUCAAUAUGGCAGGGUCUCUGCCAGUCACGAACAAGGGGUUGGGAGGCAGUAACCGUACUAGAUCUGGAACACCGACAACUUCGUUACCUACAGGUCUAGUCACCUAUGCCGUCAAAAUCACAAACUCCCAAGGCUCCGUCACGAAUGAGAUUGUCCAAGUGGGAUACUCUUCAGGUGUGCCGAGCACAAACGCUUCGUUCGCGUACGUAGACAGUGUCAUGACUACGGUGACAAUUGUGCCGAUUGGAGUUUCGAUCCAGACUAUUACCACCUCAACAUGUACCACUGCAGGCGCCAUUAUUACCGCGACAUCGUCUGGAAGCACCAUCGCAACCGAGGUACCUGAAUUAUGCACACACGGUCUUGCAUUCCUCAUUUUUGGGCUACCAGGAUUUCAUUCGUCUUCCGAAUUUCCUUUUCUCUGCCACAAACUAUCCUCCUUUCCUUUGGGGAUCAUAUGGCGUUUAUUCUGUCCUCUUGGUGGACCUCCUACCAUUUCAAUCAUCAGCAUCGAUCCAUCAAAAUUGCCGCCAGGCGAGAACCCAAAUGGUGACAAUCCUGACGACGAAACGCCUACUCCGACUCAAAGCCCGAGCCAAACAAUGCAGAGCAUGGUUUCUUCAUCAGCUGCAGAGACGCCAACUCGAUGCGUGGUCAUGCCAUUAGUCAAUACCGCCCAAUCCGCGACCAAUUCUCUGUUCGCCCCAUAUGCUCAACGGAAGGAUGUCACGCAAGCAAAUAGAAGCGACGGCACCCUGGAAUUUUUCGCCUUAGAGCUCAGCGACACCGAGGCUUCGGUCAUCGAUGCUGAUUCUGAUUUUAUCAUCAUACAAGAAUCAGAACUUGAAAUCGAAAUGCCGGACAGUGGACAGACGGAUCUAGAUCUUAACGGCACCAUCUAUGCGACGGAGCCUCUUGAUUCGAACCCUAACGUGGGCUCAAGAGAUCUUCAUGAUGGAGACUAA